AUGAGGUGUCUACCGCUCACUCAGUCAAUUCUUCUGGCUGCCAUCUCGGUUUUUCCGGCAGCUGCUAUCACACCUUUACCAGCAAGUUGUGGACAGAACCUAUUCGCGAACCCAUCGUUUGAGAAUGGAGUCACAGCAGUUCCCGGAUGGACUUACCUGUAUUUCACUCCCGGAGAGUCCACCGACCAGCACAGUGAUGGAGCAAAGUCCAUGUCAAUACUCACAAGUUCAUCGGCCAACAAUUUCGGACAAACAGUGUACGGACUGGACGCCACCCAACUAUACGACAUCAGUAUCGACUAUAAAGUUAUUGUGAACCCCAGCGCCGCGACCGGAUUCACAUGUUACCUCUCUUUCUACCUGUCUUUUCCUCAAGGCUUAGUCUAUCAAAGCGGUCCUUUGCCAUUCACCGUAGAUGGCAAUGACAAUGGAUGGAGCACGUUUAGGACUUCUGGAAUGCGACUGCCGUACCCAAGCGGUGUAUUCAUUGGCAUUAAUGCUUACUGCAUGGCGCCAGCGGGAGGGUCCAUGAACGGGGCAGGCACUCUCUAUUUCGACAACGCCAGAAUUGUAGCCCCAUGCCCCGUGUCGUCAACGACUGACAUCCCCACCCCGUCCACGCCAGCAUCGACUCCUUCGACAGACUCGCUAUUUUCUACUCCGACUCCUGUGGCCUCUUCAACUUCUGAUCAGCUGGCAUCAACAACUCCUGCAGACUCAUCAACCACCCCCAGCUCCUCGACUCCGGGUACAGAUGCUGUUACUCCAACAGUAAUGACGCCAGAUUCAUCUAUCACUACACCAGCCGUUACACCCACCACCCUCUCGACUGUAACGACGCCUCUCUCAUCCGCAGAGAGCCCAGUGUCUGAUUCGAACUCCAAGACCUCGACGCCGACAGAUCUUGCCUCUGCACCGACACCAACACCUUCCCGUAGACCUUGCAGGAGCCGCCGCGUUCGUAGAUCUGAACUGGCGUCUGAGAUGGAAAUCUAG
This is a messenger RNA of Clonostachys solani, 996 nucleotides long. NCBI's taxonomy places the organism in Eukaryota, Fungi, Ascomycota, Sordariomycetes, Hypocreales, Bionectriaceae. The record is from the annotation of a GenBank genome assembly.